AUAGUAAAUUUUGAGGAUUUGGGUCUCUGUUUUUCCUGAUGGAUACUGUUUCUACCCAGUAUCCGUAUGGAAUUACUGCACAUUUAAAUGGAAAAUUUGGUCAAAAGUUGGAUAUUUCAAGCUUCAAUUUUCAUUAUAAAGUGGGAUUUUCAAGAAAUAACUUGUACCAAACUUCUGCUUCAAUCACCAAUUCCAAGGGAUUUGUUAGUCGGAUAUGUUCUGUACCUGACCUUGAUGAUAUCUUCUGGGAGAAAGUUCCUACGCCCAUACUUGAUGUUGUUGAAAACCCUAUCCACUUAAAGAAUUUGACCCUUAAGGAACUGAAAGAACUGGCUGAUGAAAUAAGGGCAGAAUUGACAUCUAUAAUGUCAAGCACUCAAAAAUCUUUGAAGGCAAGUUUAGCUGUGGUGGAACUGACGGUUGCUAUUCAUUAUAUUUUCCAUGCUCCAGUGGACAAGAUACUAUGGGAUGUUGGAGAACAGACAUAUGCGCAUAAAAUUCUCACAGGAAGGCGGUCCCUUAUGCACACGCUAAGGCAAAAGAAUGGUCUUUCAGGCUUUACAUCUCGAUCUGAGAGUGAAUAUGAUCCAUUUGGGGCAGGGCAUGGAUGCAAUAGUAUAUCUGCUGGGCUUGGGAUGGCAGUUGCACGUGAUAUAAAAGGAAAAAGAGAACGUGUUGUUACAGUCAUUAGCAAUGGGACAACUAUGGCUGGUCAGGUUUAUGAAGCAAUGAGCAAUGCUGGCUAUUUGGACUCAAAUAUGAUAGUAAUUUUAAAUGACAGCCGUCACUCUUUGCACCCAAAGAUUGAAGAGGGCCCUAAGACUUCAAUCACUGCUCUAUCUAGUACCCUAAGCAAGCUCCAGUCAAGUAAAUCAUUCAGAAGGUUUAGAGAAGUUGCAAAGGGUGUUACCAAGAGGAUUGGUAUGGGCAUGCAUGAAUUAGCAGCCAAAGUUGAUGAGUAUGCACGUGGUAUGAUCGGUCCUCCAGGUUCGACUCUUUUUGAGGAACUUGGUCUGUACUACAUAGGUCCUGUUGAUGGACACAGCAUUGAGGACCUAGUUUGUGUUCUACAAGAAGUGGCGUCUCUAGAUUCAAUGGGUCCUGUCUUGGUACAUGUAAUAACAGAAGAAAAUCGGGGACUAGAAGAUAAGGAAAGGAGUGAGUCAUUGGAGAACCUGCAGGAAGGUUCAUGUAAGUCUGAUUCUUCUCUUUACAGUAUUCACACUCGAACUUAUAGUGACUGCUUUGUUGAGGCUUUGUUUAUGGAGGCAGAGAAGGACAAAGAUAUCGUGAUUGUUCACGCAGGAAUGGAAAUGGAAACAGCUUUUCAACGAAUUCAAGAAAGAUUUCCUGACAGAUUUUUUGAUGUGGGGAUGGCUGAGCAGCAUGCAGUUACAUUUUCUGCUGGUUUAUCCUGUGGAGGUUUGAAGCCAUUUUGCAUUAUCCCUUCUGCCUUCCUACAGAGAGCAUAUGACCAGGUGAUCCAUGAUGUAGACCAGCAGAAGAUUCCAGUUCGUUUUGUAAUUCCUAGUGCAGGAUUGGUGGGGUCUGAUGGUCCCAUGCAGUGUGGGGCAUUCGAUAUAACAUUCAUGUCUUGCUUGCCAAACAUGAUUGUUAUGGCGCCAUCUGAUGAGGAUGAGCUUGUGGACAUGGUGGCUACUGCAGCCUGCAUUGAUGAUCGUCCAGUCUGCUUCCGUUAUCCAAGGGGUGCUAUUAUUGGGACAGACCAUUAUACACGCAGUGGAAUUCCAAUUGAGAUUGGAAAGGGAAAAGUUCUUAUAGAUGGUAAAGAUGUUGCUUUGCUUGGGUAUGGAGCCAUGGUUCAGAACUGCCUCAAAGCUCGUCAGCUUCUCUCAAAGCUUGGCAUUGAGGUAACUGUUGCCGAUGCAAGAUUCUGCAAGCCACUCGACCUGAAGCUUCUCAGACAGCUAUGUGAAAAUCAUGAAUUUCUAGUAACAGUUGAGGAAGGCUCAGUUGGAGGAUUUGGAUCCCAUGUCGGACAGUUCAUUACACUUGAUGGACAGCUUGAUGGCAGAACUAAGUGGCGACCUAUAGUUUUACCAGACAGAUACAUCGAACAUGCACUGCCGAAGGAACAGCUGACUCUUGCUGGGCUGACUGGACAUCACAUUGCUGCAACAGUACUAAGACUGCUUGGUCGUACCCGUGAAGCUCUCCUGUUAAUGUGUUAGACUAUGGAUAUUUUCUCUGCUAUUUUUUCAAGAAGAAUACAAGAUUGAACCAGCACUGAAGGAACAAGGACAAAUAGAAGCUCAAGUCAUUAGCAAUGUUUUUGGUAGCUUAUAUAUUAUCCUAGUUAGUUUGCAUGUUAUUAAUAUAACGUCAGGUUUGUAUGGCUGUAUAGAACUUUACAACAUUAAAGAGUUUAAUUAGGACUGAAGACUGAUGUUCUCUGUAUUUACCUUCAAAAAAUCCUAAUGUAAGGAAAUUUUAAUAAAGCCAGUUUACAACAGAA
Messenger RNA from Jatropha curcas, 2476 nucleotides. It is a transcript of the gene DXPS3, whose product is annotated as 1-deoxy-D-xylulose 5-phosphate synthase 3. NCBI's taxonomy places the organism in Eukaryota, Viridiplantae, Streptophyta, Magnoliopsida, Malpighiales, Euphorbiaceae. Gene Ontology annotation, molecular function: 1-deoxy-D-xylulose-5-phosphate synthase activity. Gene Ontology annotation, biological process: terpenoid biosynthetic process. The record is from RefSeq and is a predicted model, not a curated record.